Molecule: messenger RNA, 2732 nt
Organism: Phymastichus coffea
Lineage: Eukaryota; Metazoa; Arthropoda; Insecta; Hymenoptera; Eulophidae
Gene: Ero1L
Product: ero1-like protein
Exons: 7
Coding region: 10-1446 (478 amino acids)
Biological process (GO): protein folding in endoplasmic reticulum
Cellular component (GO): endoplasmic reticulum; endoplasmic reticulum membrane
Molecular function (GO): protein-disulfide reductase activity; FAD binding; thiol oxidase activity
Source: RefSeq, a predicted model, not a curated record
GCGAAAUAUAUGGCCGGACUCGAGAUGAUGAGAUUUGCAAUAAGCAAAAUGUUAAUUCUGACUAGCUUACUGCUGCUGUUGGCCGCCCGAGUUCAUGGCAACUACUUUGGGACCAAUCAGCAGCUGGCCAGCAAUCAAUGCUUCUGCAAGUUGAAUGGCGUUAUCGACGACUGCAGCUGCACUGUGGACACAGUGGACUAUUUUAAUAAUAUGAAAAUUUAUCCUAGACUACAGAGUCUCCUAGUCAGAGAUUAUUUUAGAUUUUACAAGGUCAAUUUGAAAAGAGAAUGCCCUUUUUGGGCAGAUGACAGCAAAUGUGCUAUGCGCUUUUGUCAUGUUAAACCGUGUCAAGAUAAAGACAUUCCAGUUGGACUAAAGGGUGAACUCCCACGAAGUAUGUAUGUCAACGAAAGUCCUGUUGAUAAAUAUCAACCUCAUAUGCAACAGACUGAUUGUGAUCAUAAUAUGAAUGAUCAUAAUGUAGAAUUAGGAUAUUUAAACACUACUAUAAGCUCUGAGAAUUAUAAGGAGUUUGAAAGAUGGCAACAGCAUGAUGAUGCUCAGGACAAUUUUUGUAUUACUGAGACAGAUACAGGAGAAUAUGUUGAUUUACUUUUAAAUCCAGAAAGAUACACUGGUUACAAAGGUCCCAGUGCUCACAGAAUAUGGCGCAGUAUUUACAUGGAGAAUUGUUUUAGACCAGACAACUCACCAAACACCUUUAUACAAUCUUCAAAAGUUGAUGCCAUGUGCUUGGAGAAACGGACAUUUUAUAGAGUAAUUUCUGGUCUUCAUGCCAGCAUAAAUAUACAUCUGUGUGCAAAGUACUUGCUUUCUUCUCCGAUACAUGUGGGUGUAGGUGUAUCUCCUGAUGGACAAUGGGGCCCAAAUUCAGAAGAACUAGAAAAACGAUUUUCACCAGACACAACAAAUGGAGAAGGUCCAAAUUGGUUGAAAAAUCUUUACUUUGUUUACAUGUUAGAAUUAAGAGCGCUUGCAAAAGCAGCAUCAUAUUUGCAAAGAGAAGAGUACUACACUGGUAAUCACAUUGAAGACCAGGAUACCAGAUUAGCAAUGAAUGACAUUUUGAAUGUAAUUAGUACCUUUCCCGAGCAUUUUAAUGAAAGUGUCAUGUUUAAUGGGGGAAUAGAAGCUCAAGUACUAAAGGGAGAAUUUAAACAACACUUUCGAAAUAUUUCACGUAUAAUGGAUUGCGUUGGAUGUGAUAAGUGUAAAUUAUGGGGAAAACUCCAAACGCAAGGAUUAGGUACAGCUCUGAAAAUCUUAUUUUCCGGAAAAUUUGAAAAGUAUGAACCAACCCUUUGGACUAUAAAUAGGAAGAAAUUCUACUUGGAAAGAACUGAAAUAGUAUCUUUGUUCAAUGCAUUUGGAAGAUUAUCUGAAAGCAUAUUUGAAUUGGACAAAUUUCGAAAAAUAACAAGGUAGUUAACUUUAGCAAGGAGGAAUUAAUUUUUUUAUGUUCAAGUAUACGCACAUCACAUUUGAUAGCUUUAUACAUCAGAGUAGCAUGCAUAAAUUUGCAUCAAUCAAUAAGACUCUGCUUUAAAACUCGGUGAAUUUUUGUAUCAUGUCUACAAUUAAUCUAAAGUCGCAAUGAAAUGAAGGACAUUUUCCAUAUUGACUAUUUCCAUGCCUUCUUUCCUUUGACGAUUACACGUUGACUAUUGACUGCGUCUGUGAUAAAUGAUAUUCAGCUAAAUACAAUGAAACAGAAACAACACUAUAAAAUCUUUAAAUAAUUUGAUUGAAAUUAUUUUUAGUAUCCAUUUUAAUUUUAAACUAUCAACAUAUACGUUCAUAUGCGUGUACAUAUAUUCUACAAUGAUGUUAUAGAAAAUAUUUUUUAUUUAUUUCGUGUAACCGUAAAUUUUGUAAUGUUAAAAGUAAAAGCUAUUUUAUUAUAAAUAUUAUGUUGUUUUAUCGAGCAGUGACCAGUAGUUUUGUACAUUAAAAAAUAUAAUGGUUGGCCCAUUCAUUAAUGACACGCUCACUUAAAAAAUUUAUGAAAUAACCGCUGUAAUCAUAUCGUUUUUGAUUGAUGUAAGGUUUUUAAUGAUGUUUAUCAGCAAAUAUAACUGUAAAUCCCAUUUCGUUAUAAGCAUCUAUCAGUUAUUUGUUAAAUGCAUAUUUUAUUAAAAUAUUACAAGAGAAAAUUAUAUAGAAAAACACAGUCAGUAAAGAAAUUUUCCAAGUUAUUCCCGAAUUUAUUACACAAUUAUAAAACUAUCCUAUAUUAAAAUAAUUCAAUGUUUAAUUUAAUUUAAUAAAAUUUUAGCAGGCAAGUGUAUGUUUCUAACAAGCGUAAGUAAAUGUAAAAAAAUUGUUAAUAAUUGUCUGAUUUACUGCAUAAUACUCAAAACGAAUGCUGACAAUAAAUGUAAGGAAGUUCUCCGGCUAUCACAUUAACGAUUAAAAUAAAACAUAAGCGCAUUCAAACAAAAAUGACAGCAGGAAAAGACCUUUAACAUUUGUUUCUCCGUACAAACGAUUGCAUAAAACGUUCUGAAAUCAAUUUUGUAAUCUAGGUUUUAAAAUUCAUUUGAUAGUGACGAAGAGGCACCUGAUUGUCUCUUUAUAACGGUAUACACAUUUACCGCCAAUAUUAUUUACUUUAUUUUAUGAGUAAUUAUAUUCUGUUAGUUUGCAGAAAUAAUGUUUAUUGGAAUUAUUGAAACUAAGUUAACGUUCUUAAAAGUAUUAAAUAAAAUCAA